AUGCUAAAGUUUUUAAUACUUUGUGUCAUUGGAUUAUCAGUGUUCGGAUACACAUUCCCAUAUGAUGGAGAUGUGUUAGUACUUAAUGAUAAUACAAUAAAUGCUGCAAUCAAGCAGUAUGAUUACUUAUUAGUCGAGUUUUAUGCUUCAUGGUGUGGCCAUUGCAAACAAUUUGCCCCCGAGUAUUCUCAAUUUGCUACACAAGUGAAAGAAGCUGGUCAAUCUUUCAUUGUUGCCAAACUAAAUGGUUUAAUAAUUGAAUUUGAAAAUAGAUACAAAGUAUCGAGUUUCCCAACGAUAAUAUUGCUAAUUAAAGGACAUGCAGUACCUUAUAAUGGAGAUAGAAGUGCUAGUGGAUUAAUGAAUUUUGUAACUCAAGCUCUUGAGGAUAAAUUAGUGAGAGUUGAUGAAAUUGAUGAUGUUUACAAGUUUUUAAGUGAUAAUACCUUGAGUGUAUUAUAUUUCGUUAAGGAUUCUCAACAACCUGAAUUACAGAUUUAUUCAUUGGCUGCUAAAAUAUUCCCCAAUUUGAAAUUUGGUUAUACCACUUCAGCAUAUGCCAGAAAAUUAUACGAUGUAGAUGAAGGAUAAAUAGUCCUAUUCAGAACAUUCGAGGAGAGAAGAAAGGAAUUCACAGAUUCAAUAACCUUAGAAAAAUUAACAAAUUUCUUAUAUGAGAAUUCAACUCCAUCAUUUGAGGAAUUAGACAACAAGAGCUACGCAUCCAUAUUUAAUAAAAAUACACCAGCUUUGAUUCUUUUUUGGAGUCAAUAAAGUUAAGAAACCAAGGAUGUUCUAAAAUUGAUAGCUCCAAACAUCAAAAAAAGAAUCACUGUAGUUUCUGUUUACUCUGAUAAUUACAUGUUGAAUCAAGUCACAGGUCAAUUGUUUAUUAAUACUCCCACAUUCCCUUCUUUGUAUUAUUAUAAGACAACCAACGAAGUCUAUAAAUUUGAUGGACAAAUCACUGUUGAGAAUGUGAUGAGAUUUGUUCAUGGGGCCAACAACGGAAAAAUUGCAAGAAAACAAAAAUCUCAACCUAUACCAACUCAAACAUCCAAUGUUCUCAAAGUUGUUGGAGAUACUUUUGAUGAAUUGGUUCUGAAUUCAAAUAAGAAUACUUUAGUUCAGUUUUGUCAAACUUCCAGUAGCAAAUGUUAUGAACCAGAAUUUGAAGAUUUGGCUAAGGAAUUGAAGGGCAAUGAGAAUUUAGUGUUGGCUCAAAUAGAUUUGUCAUACAAUGAUUUGGAGAGUGUGAAGAUUGAAAACUACCCAGGAUUUAAAUUAUAUAUUCCAAAGGUGACAUCUAAUCCAGUUAAUUUUGAUUAAGAAUUUAGCAAGGAGAAUCUUUAUGCCUUUGUUAAACAAAAUGUUUAGCUUACACAUACAGAAUAAAACAAAAGCAAAUCUGAUUUGUGAAUUAUUUUAUGUAAAACCAGAAUAUGUAUUUUAUUUAGUAGUUUA
This is a messenger RNA of Paramecium tetraurelia, 1464 nucleotides long. RefSeq lists its product as uncharacterized. Gene Ontology annotation, biological process: protein folding; response to endoplasmic reticulum stress. NCBI's taxonomy places the organism in Eukaryota, Ciliophora, Oligohymenophorea, Peniculida, Parameciidae. Gene Ontology annotation, molecular function: protein disulfide isomerase activity. The transcript is spliced from 6 exons. The record is from RefSeq and is a predicted model, not a curated record. Gene Ontology annotation, cellular component: endoplasmic reticulum.